AUGUAUAUUCUCGGUUGGGAUAUCGAUUUUGGUCACUUGGAAGCCGUCAAUUUGAUUUCCAGUCAAAAGUACAGCGAAAAGCAAAUUGGUUAUUUGGCAGUUACUUUAUUAUUUCAUGAAAAUAGUGACCUUGUACGACUUGUUGUGAAUUCCACAAAGAAGGAUCUGGACGAUAUGAACGAGAUUAAUAAUUGCUUAGCAUUACACGCCAUUGCAAAUAUCGGUGGUCGGGAAAUGGCGGAGAGUCUUGCUGUGGAUGUUCACCGUUUAUUGAUUUCACCAACAUCAAAGAGUUUUGUGAAAAAAAAGGCUGCAUUGACCUUGUUACGUUUAUUCCGUAAGCAUCCUGAUGUAAUUCCUGUCACAGAUUGGGCAGAGCGCAUCAUUUCUUUGAUGGAUGAAUAUGAUUUGGGUGUGGCACUCAGUGUAACUACAUUGAUCCUUGCUUUAGCUCAAAGUUUCCCCGUAGAGUAUAGUGGAUGUUAUGAAAAGGCCGUCAAUCGUUUAAAGAGAAUUUUGAUCGAAAGAGAUUACAGUAUGGACUAUAUUUAUUACAAGGUACCUACACCUUGGUUACAAGUCAAGUGUCUCCGUCUUCUUCAAUAUUACCCUCCUCCCGACGACGUUAAAUUACGCUCUGACAUCAGCGAGCUCUUGCAGAUCAUCAUCACCAAUUCUCAAGAUGCGCCUAAGAACGUGCAACACAGUAACGCCCAAAACGCCGUCUUGUUUGAAGCCAUUAACCUCGCCAUUCAUCUUGACAGUAACUCCACGAUUUGUGCUCAAGCGGCCUCACUUUUAGGCCGCUUUAUUUCCAGCAAGGAGACCAAUGUGCGUUACCUUGGUUUGGAAACCAUGGCGCAUUUAGCUGCUUGUGUUGAUUCUUUGGAACCCAUCAAGAAGCAUCAAGAAACCAUCUUGUUGUCAUUGCGCGACAAAGAUAUCAGUGUCAGAAGACGCGGUUUGGAUCUUUUGUAUUCCAUGUGCGAUACCUCCAAUGCCAAGAUUGUUGUGUCUGAAUUGUUGAGAUACCUUCAAGUGGCGGAUUAUGCUAUGCGAGAAGAAAUGGUGUUGAAGAUUGCAAUUUUGGCAGAGAAAUUCGCAUCUACGUAUUCCUGGUACGUGGAUAUCAUCUUGCAAUUGAUCUCGACAGCGGGCGAACAAGUAGGAGAGGAGGUCUGGUUCCGUGUUGUACAGAUCGUCACCAACAAUGAGGAAUUGCAAGAGUAUGCAGCUAAAACCGUUUUGAAUUAUCUGGGCUCGCCUCAGUACAAUGAAACCAUGGUUAAAGUGGGUGGUUAUAUUCUUGGUGAAUUCGGUCAUUUGAUUGCCAAUAUCAAUGGCUGUAGUCCUAUCGAACAGUUUAAUGCGGUGCAUGCCAAAUUCAAUCUCUGCUCACUUCAAACUCGCGCAUUAUUAAUGACCACCUACGUCAAGUUUGUGAAUCUCUUUCCUGAAAUCAAGGGCCAGAUUUUACCUGUGUUGAACCAGUACAGAUAUGUCUUGGAUGCUGAACUUCAACAACGUGCUUGUGAAUACUUUUCCAUAUCCACAAUGCCAACAGAUGAUAUGCUCCAAACUGUGUGUGAAGAGAUGCCUCCUUUCCCUGAACGUGAAUCGACCUUGUUGCUCAAACUCAAUCAAAAGCAAGGUGAUACUGAAGAUAAACGUGUAUGGGUCAUUGGUGGGCGUGAAGCCAAUAUGGAACGUCAAGAUAGCUUAAAACGUAUGGUCUCUGUUCGUUCUAGCUCGGUAGACAAUGUCCAUGCUGCUGCUUCAGGAUCUCCCUUGGCCCCUGCACACAUGCCUACACGGUCUAAUACCAUGCCACUCACCUCAUCUCAGACGAUCCAAUUAUCUGAUGAACCCGAUUUACUCAACUUUAAUGAUCUUUCAUUAGAUACCAAUCAUUCUUCUCCUCCUUUGCAACUCUUAAAUAUUCCCACUAAUACACCUUUAGCCUCUGGUUAUGAGCUCGGUUACAACCUCUUACAAUAUAACAAGGAAGGUGUAUUAUAUGAAGAUUCUCAAAUGCAAGUAUCUGUCAAAUCCGAAUACCAUGCCAACCAAGGGCGUCUUGCCUUAUACUUGACCAACAAAACACCUUACACUAUGUCAGAUAUCAAUGUGGUGGUGACACCUCUUGAGGGACUCAACAUCAACCUUGCACCUGCUGAUAGUCAUCUACUCUCAGCUGGUGGACAAACUCAACGCUUGAUCACAGCCGAGUGUGUAGAUGUGUUUGCCAAUUCACCCGAUCUUUUUGUGACGUACACAGUGGGUCCGGAGACUCCCAUUCUUCACUUGAAACUUCCCAUUGUACUCACCAAGUUCCAAGAACCGAUUACAACCAUGGAUGGUACUAACUUUUUCAAACGCUGGAACCAAAUUGGAGGACCCCCUCGUGAAAACCAAGUGAUCUUUACAAGUCAAGUGCCUAUUCAACUUUCGACCGCUGCCUCCAUCUUGCAAGGCUUCGGGAUAGGAUUAUUGAUCGGUGUGGAUCCCAACCCUAAUAAUUUUGUGGGUGCGGGUAUUAUGGACUCUGGUGCAAGAGGUGAUGUAUCGACUUACGGUCAGAACACCUACAGAAGGUGCUUCAUCUGUUGUACGUGA
Molecule: messenger RNA, 2616 nt
Organism: Mucor mucedo
Lineage: Eukaryota; Fungi; Mucoromycota; Mucoromycetes; Mucorales; Mucoraceae
Product: adaptin N terminal region-domain-containing protein
Exons: 7
Coding region: 1-2616 (871 amino acids)
Biological process (GO): intracellular protein transport; clathrin-dependent endocytosis
Cellular component (GO): membrane coat; AP-2 adaptor complex
Molecular function (GO): clathrin-cargo adaptor activity
Source: RefSeq, a predicted model, not a curated record